UAUAUAUAGAGAGAUAGAUACUAAGACAUAUAAACCAAACAUUCUUUGAUAUUUUUCUCCAUAAAUACAUAUCUCUUUUGUGUUUUGUAAUAGACCAAAUUCAAAAACGGAGGAUCAUGACAAGUUUUCACGAGGAGACGCGUCUAGUACUCCUCACCAAGGGGAAACGAACCAAACGUCCUCGAUCUGAGUCUCCUCAUAUGAACGCAGAAGCAGUGUCCGGCGUUUGCAGCGACCGAUCACUAGGGGCAAAAGAAGAAGAAGCUGGUGAAGUUGAGUUCCAGGGAGCUACGGACGAAGAUCAAGACAUGGCGAACUGUCUGAUGCUAUUGUCGCAAGGACACAAUGCAAAGAGUAGUGGCGAUCAUUUGUCGACGCAGAAGACUGGUUUCUUGAGCGACAAGAAACCGGUGGGUUCUCUAGGGUUAGGGCUAGACGGUGUUUACCCGUGCAAAACGUGUGAUAAAAGCUUCCACUCGUUUCAAGCGCUAGGAGGACACAGGGCUAGCCAUAAGAAGUCCAAACGCGACGAGAAGAACUCUGCGUCUGCGGUUGAAACGGUGGAAUCUGCAGAAGCUGUAGGAAGCUUUCUCUCUCUGCAAGUAACUAGCAGUGAUGGUAGCAAGAAACCUGAAAAAACACAUGAGUGUUCGAUCUGCAAGGCCGAGUUUUCUUCAGGACAAGCUUUAGGAGGUCAUAUGAGGAGACAUAGAGGUUUAAACGUAAACGCAAACGCUACUUCAAUAACCAAAGCCCUGUUAUCAUCAAGUCAUCACCAAGAACCUAUACGGCCAAAGAACUUUCUGGAGUUGGAUCUGAACCUUCCAGCGCCAGAAGAUGAACCAAAAUUCGUGUUUGCGUCCAAAGAUCAGAUGCUUCUCUUCGCGUCUGCGUCCAAUUCUUUGAUUGAUUGUCAUCACUAACUAAGUAGUUCUUGUAAUUACUUGUUUUACCUUGACAUGUUAAUCACUAACCCUUCUAUACUCUUAUUAUUAUUA
This is a messenger RNA of Brassica oleracea var. oleracea, 998 nucleotides long. Its product is annotated as zinc finger protein ZAT5-like. Bases 117 to 923 code for a protein of 268 amino acids. The record is from RefSeq and is a predicted model, not a curated record. The transcript has a single exon. NCBI's taxonomy places the organism in Eukaryota, Viridiplantae, Streptophyta, Magnoliopsida, Brassicales, Brassicaceae.